AUGCCAUAUGAUUGUGCAUUAUCAUGUGUGCAACGUGGAACAGCAAACGAGAAGCCCGCUCUCAUGCAUACGCCCUCGUCCCUCUUGAUGAGCAAGAAGCAGUGCCAGGUUUUGGCCGCACGAGAAGGCGGAAACUCAACUCGGACGGAAGAUGCGCAUAUGCAAAGAGAUGCACACAGGCAGAGACCACAACUUCCUCAGCUCCAUCACGCUGCAUGCUCGGUGUGGUUACACAACAUGGAUGUUGAGAACCCCGUGCGGCCGACAGCCGCGCCCACAAAGACAGCCCUGGUCAACAUGGCCCUUGUGCAAAGUUCAAGGCCAAUCACACCAACAUCUCGACACCAUGAGAAGAAGAACGGCGUCGGCGCCUUGUCCAACAACAGCAGGACGGAGAACACUGCCCGGUUGCCUUCUCCCUCUCUCCCCCUCGUGAGACACCGCCGGCCGCCCACAACUCACCUUGCAAUUCCGCAACCGGUUGCUCUCCUGUGUUAA
Akanthomyces muscarius is the source of this 498-nucleotide messenger RNA. RefSeq lists its product as uncharacterized. The record is from RefSeq and is a predicted model, not a curated record. The transcript has a single exon. Lineage: Eukaryota; Fungi; Ascomycota; Sordariomycetes; Hypocreales; Cordycipitaceae. Bases 1 to 498 code for a protein of 165 amino acids.